This is a messenger RNA of Eptesicus fuscus (big brown bat), 2559 nucleotides long. It is a transcript of the gene RNF24, whose product is annotated as ring finger protein 24. The transcript is spliced from 7 exons. Gene Ontology annotation, cellular component: endomembrane system. Gene Ontology annotation, molecular function: ubiquitin protein ligase activity; zinc ion binding. Gene Ontology annotation, biological process: protein ubiquitination. The record is from RefSeq and is a predicted model, not a curated record. Bases 148 to 585 code for a protein of 145 amino acids. NCBI's taxonomy places the organism in Eukaryota, Metazoa, Chordata, Mammalia, Chiroptera, Vespertilionidae.
CUCGCCCGGGCCGCCCCGCGCAGUCUGCCGCCGCCGCCACCUCAGCCGCGCUAGGUCCGGCCCGACGCUCUCCACCCACAGCCUGCCGCUCGGCUCUGACGGUCCCGCACGCCUGCCGCUGCCUCCGCCGGCGCUCCCGAUUCAUCCAUGAGCUCGGAUUUCCCACAUUACAACUUCAGGAUGCCUAAUAUUGGAUUCCAGAAUCUGCCUCUCAACAUAUAUAUUGUGGUUUUUGGAACUGCAAUAUUUGUCUUCAUCCUUAGUUUACUCUUCUGUUGCUACUUGAUAAGGCUAAGACAUCAAGCACACAAAGAAUUUUAUGCCUAUAAACAGGUUAUAUUAAAAGAGAAAGUGAAAGAACUGAAUUUACAUGAACUCUGUGCAGUGUGUCUAGAAGACUUCAAGCCUCGAGAUGAGUUGGGGAUUUGUCCGUGUAAGCAUGCCUUCCACAGAAAGUGCCUUAUUAAGUGGCUGGAGGUUCGGAAAGUGUGUCCACUGUGCAACAUGCCAGUUCUGCAGCUGGCCCAGUUGCACACACACUGGAAUUGUUUUCUAUACAAAUCAGAAACUGCAGUCCCUCCCUGACUCCUACCACAGAUGUCCAGAUGACAGGAGCACAACCAGUUUCCAGACUUUCUGAUCUGUGACAGGACACACAAGAGCAGCAGUGCAGGCCCAGCAAUUUUGCAGCCACCUGGACAAGCUGCCCCACACCAUCUUGGCCAGUUGCAAGGGAAGCCCGAGUGCAGCAGCGAUGUCUGUUAACUCUUGCUUUCUUAGGCGAGCACCCAUUUUUGAGGCAGGAGUUCAAGCAGCAGCAGCAACUGAAGGCUGAGGCACCUUUCUAUCUUGUGAGGCAGAUGUCUCAGAAGUUGCUGAACAAGUAGGUGGUCAAUCUUAAAGUCAAUCAUAGAUGUUCAGGUACAUGGGUCAGGCUCCUUUUCCUCCCCACUCUAAAAAAUGCUGCCCCGAGUUUUCCCCAAGCCCAGUACUUUUCACUCAGUGACAUUACCCCACCAGUAACCUUUUCUUUAAAAAACAUUAAGUUCAUUUUUGCCCCUAGAAAAUAUGGACAUUAAAGCUGCUUCCUUUAGGCAGCCAUGGGGCCAUGGACUAGUGCCUCUUGGUCCUCACCCACCUCCCCGGUGUCCUGCCACCCAGAGUUUCCCCAGGAUUCAAAGUGCUUUUGGGCCCUUGACCUGAAACUUGAAAAGGAAUUGCAGGGAACCUCCACCCUUCUGUCAUGUGAUGAAUCUCUGGCCCUGGGUUAGUAGUGUCUUUCACGUUAGCUGUUAAGAAUUUGAGUUAAAGGACAUGUCUAAAUUAACAGUGUAUAAAUUUAGGUGAAAUUUGCAGUUGAUAACUGGAAUAUGCUGGGUUAUGGUUUUUUAGUAGAUAAGAUUAAUGUGCUUCCACCACUUGAGUAUCAAGAAGAACAUAGAAAGGCUUGGUCAGUUUUCCAGUUGUUUAGAGCCCACUUGUUCCAAGAUGCAAAUCGUUUUCUCCAUUUUUAGACCAAACAUCAGCAUCCUUUGCUUACCAAUCCAGGGCUCCCUUCUGUGGCUACAGGGACAAGGAGAACACCCUGCCUGCUCUGGGCCAUGUACUCAGAAGGGGAGCCCUGCCAAUGUUAAGGGAUCUGUCUGUACUCUGAUGUAGCUCCCUGUGCAGCACAAGCUGGUGGGUCAGCACCUUGGGCCAGCUGCACACCGUCCCUGUCUGCUCCUUCCCUCCCAGGUUCCGAUAGAAAAAGGCAGAUGGGACCAGUGUUAAGAAGUCCCUCCUGGUGACACCGUCUUCCAAGAUAGUGUUCCUGAUCAUUGUCAUCUCUGAUAACAGAUCACUGCCAGGAAGGAAGGUAGUUUAGGCAUGUAGUAUAGCCCAUUGGGGUUCAUUCACUAGGUUUUAUGUAACUCCCUCAAUGAAAGGUUUAUGAAAUGCUGAGCGUCAGGUUUCAUAGACGUGUUUGUACACUAAGAAUUCUGCAGCAGAAUAUUUUUAAACAUUCGCAGUUUUUUGUAAGCUAUAUUUUUGUAUAUUUAAUUGCUAUUUUAAAGUUUUAAUGCAUUUUUUGCUAAUUACUCUUGUUUAAAAAAUAAAACAUGCAUGUAAUUGACUUAAAUGUAAAUAAAGAGCAGAUUUUGAAAACUACUUAAUGUUAAUCAUGUACCCACUUAUGGACACUCACACCCCACUUAAGCUUGUGUAGCAAGAGUGGGAAAGAAGGUGAGUAGGGCACAGCAAAAGGUAACUGUGAUGAAGGAGCUUGUGGCCUGUCCCCCACGGUGUGGAGUGAAGGUCAGAGGUGACGAGUAAAGCACUAGGCCCCAGUGAGGGAGAAAGCAGAGAAGCCAAGGCCUCACCUGACACUGGCCUCAGCUUUCUUUGCAGAUGCGGCUGGACACAGGUAGUUUCCGAAAUACAGGCACUAGUCUCGGGAGUAAAGUGUCAGAACUAGGCCAUUCCUCACACCUCUCACAACACCCCAGACCUGCAAAUAACUUCUAUUAGGAAGAAAGGAAAAAAACAUCUCAAAAAAAAAAAAAAAAAAUCUCUUGG